Desarmillaria tabescens is the source of this 1352-nucleotide messenger RNA. RefSeq lists its product as uncharacterized. Lineage: Eukaryota; Fungi; Basidiomycota; Agaricomycetes; Agaricales; Physalacriaceae. The record is from RefSeq and is a predicted model, not a curated record. The transcript has 4 exons. Bases 204 to 1232 code for a protein of 342 amino acids.
CUCCGAGUCAGAGUCUUAAGACCUUCACUGCUACGCGAUUCACUGGCAGUAGAAUCAGCCCCCCCUUCCUACUCAAUUCCUUGUACCAGCAUGCCACCACCAUCAGAAGAACCACCGCGCGUUUCAAUCACCCGGUUCAUCGCAAGACUUUCUUUCAUCGCCCUCCUAGGCGGCCUCUCAGCCUUAGUGGCAAUCUCCUACCUAUGCACGACGGCUGCAUAUUCCUCUUCGGACAUACUGCUCUUCUGCGACCACUGCUCCAAGAUCGCGUUCUUUCAAACCUCUCGUCACUUGACAUGGGCCCCUGGACAUCAACCUGCGCGUCCGAAUGCAUGGAUACCGCAAACGCGGCAGAGAUCAUCCAUUCGCACCUCCAACACGUUCAUUUCAUUAUGGAUUUGCUUGAAGGUGCUGGUUUAAAGGAGAAUCGCCGUGUGGUGUUGAACGCUCGUAUAUUCGAUUAUGUCACGCGCGACGCGGAGAGGAGGGCGUUAUUGGAUGACCUAACCGCGUUUUCGGACCUUCGAAAGGAUGUGGAACGCGAGUAUGAGAAGUUUUUGAGUGCAGAUUUCGCGGUGGGGGUAGAAUUUAUCAUUCGAGAUUUCAAAUAUGCCAUUGACGAUUUGAACGCGACGGUUGGAUACGAACAGGAUGCCAGUACUAUCUUUCCCAUGCCCAAUCGCCACGUGAUGGUUGACGAUGCCUUGCGACGGUCACUCGACCAUUUUGUGAGGCACCUGGAGUUCCGAUUCAUGCUCCUCGCUAAAUUCGGCAUCCCCUCUCUCCUCGACGUGAUUUCCCAAGUGCAUAGUCACGGACAACGGAUUUCCGAGGAACUGCAGGCUGAGAUACCCAGGGUGCAAGAGGCAUACGAGAAUAUCCCGUGGUGGCAGUCCGUUGCGCCGAUAGAGAUGCUGGGGGAGGGGACUCAGCGGAGGGUCUUCACCAGUUAUCAUGAAUUUCUGUCUGCGAAGGCGGUGGAUAUCCGAGAACAGGUUGAGCAUGCGGAGAUAGUCUAUGAUCAUUUCGCGGUGCUGCAGGGGUACUUUACGUGGUACACAAACGGGCUGCCGAGUGUCAGUAGGGUUGUUGUGAAAAGAACGGCGGGGCGUGUUCUUACUGUUGCGAGGCUCUUGGAAGUCAUGGAGGAUCUCGAAUAUCGGAUGAGUUCGAUUAGGACAGCUAAGGAACCGGUUCACCGGUUCACUUGUCCUCACCUACAACUCCCAUAGAGGAUUUUUAGGUACAGUUGUAAGUCUAGGGGGUUGUAUUAAUAAUACUUAGAUGGAUGGAUGGAUAGAUGUUUUAUUGCCCGACUUUGCUCCUCAACAGAACCGCGUCGGGGUCCGUAC